Messenger RNA from Selaginella moellendorffii, 463 nucleotides. RefSeq names its product fatty acid amide hydrolase. Gene Ontology annotation, molecular function: catalytic activity. Bases 28 to 381 code for a protein of 117 amino acids. The record is from RefSeq and is a predicted model, not a curated record. NCBI's taxonomy places the organism in Eukaryota, Viridiplantae, Streptophyta, Lycopodiopsida, Selaginellales, Selaginellaceae. The transcript has 6 exons.
AACACCGAAUAUCUUUCAGCGCAACGCAUGAGGUAUCGCCAAAUGUACUACCAUAUGGAGAUAUUUAAGAACGCAGAUGUGAUCGUAACUCCUACCACAGCGGCAACAGCACCAUCUAUUUCGUUGGACGCUCUUGAAUGUGGAGAACUCAACUAUGUCUAUGGAGCUAAACUCAUGCGGUACCAGAUUGCUGGGAACUUCAUCGGACUUCCCGCGAUAUCUGUGCCGGUUGGAUUUGACCAGGCGGGCAUGCCGAUUGGCAUCCAACUUAUCGGGAAACCAUGGUCGGAAGCUACGCUGCUCAGGCUUGCAUACGUGAUUGAGGGCCUUUGUGCUGCUGAGAGCCGGCGGCCAGAGGUGUUGUUCGAUCUCUUGCUAUAAAUUUGGCGAGCUUUGUAGGAUUUCCUUAUGCAAUGUAAUGUUUAGUUUUUAUUUAAGUAUACAUAGUUAGUGUUUAAUGUUA